CUUCUAAUUUUUCUUUCGGGAGGCACUAGGUAGACCGGACGAGCUACCACAUUACUCUAAAAUGCUUUUUCUUCUCAAUUGAAAUGGCAGCAGGAACCGAGGUUUCGUAAAACAUCGUUUCCUGUUGACGACUGCUAGUAAUAGGAUUAUUAUAGGAUUUAGGACUGUGGAACACACUAGCCGAGGCCAGGAAAAAAGUACCCCAAAGCCAAAGAGCUGGUCCAGACACCAUACUCCCUAGAUAUUUGGGCAAAAAGAAACAGUUCGCCCGCAAACCCCUCUCUCUCUCUGUAUAUCUGUCCAACUGAGUAAAUAUAUCUCAGAUUCUCGCAACUUUUUUGCACACAGUGACAAAGUUGCUGUAAAAAGAAAAAUGACAAACAAAUUCACCUCAGCAUUUUGCUUCCUAAUGCUGUUCCUGGCUCUGCAAACAACUUGUUCCAUGAGACAACACAAGUUAACAGAAUUCCGAGCGAAGCUACAGGCGAUGGCACCUCCGCCUUCUACUUCUCUCCAACCCCACUCGUCAGACACCAAAAUAAAUGGAAGAGUCUUCUAUCCGCUUGGGUACGGGGCAGACCCAACUGGGGAGCAAGAGAGCAGUGACGCCAUAUUGCAAGCGUUGAACGACGCUUUCCAGGUGCAAAGCGGCCUCGAAAUGCUACCUGGUGUGACUGACUUGGGUGGCGUUGUAAUUGAUUUGCUAGGCGGAAGCUACAAAAUCAGCAAACCUAUAAGGUUUCCUGCUUCCGGCGGAGGCAAUGUUGUGGUGAAAGGAGGGUCGUUGCGAGCGUCAAACACAUUUCCGGGUGACCGGCAUCUCAUCGAAGUAUGGUCUCCAAAUUCUCAGGUCCUUAAAGAAAAAGCAUCUGUCCCUACUGGUUUUGCCGAUGCAAAAGAUCAGAAUGUAGGAAUCUACUAUGAAGACAUCACCUUCAGGGACAUUCUUUUCGAUUCAAGUUAUCGAGGAGGAGGGAUCUUCAUCAUUGAUUCGGCCAGGAUUCGCAUAAAUAACUGCUUCUUUCUUCACUUCUCAACGGAAGGAAUUCUAGUUCGAAAAGGCCACGAGACUUUCAUAUCAAGCUGUUUCCUAGGACAGCAUUCGACAAUUGGUGGAGACAAAGGGGAGAAAAGUUUUUCUGGCACUGCCAUUCAACUUUCAAGUAAUGACAAUGCAAUCACUGAUGCUGCCAUCUUCUCAGCGGCCAUCGGAAUUCUAUUAGAAGGGCAGGCUAAUAUUGUUACAGGCGUACACUGUUACAACAAAGCAACCGCAUUUGGUGGAGUAGGAAUUUUAGUGAAAUCAGCUGGUGCACUAACUAGAAUCGACAACUGUUACCUAGAUUUCACAGCUAUAGUCAUGGAAGACCCUGUUCAAGUUCAUGUUACCAAUGGACUUUUCUUAGGAGAUGCCAACGUAGUGCUGAAGUCAAUUAGGGGACAAAUAUCUGGGGUGAACAUAGUUAACAAUAUGUUUAACGGUAACCCCAGAAACAUGGUUCCAAUUAUCCAACUAGACGGGAAAUUCAACACUAUUGAUCAAGUGGUGAUCGACCAGAACAACGUGAAUGGCAUGAACCUGAAAUCAACGGUCGGAAAAUUGACGGUAGCCGGAAAUGGGACAAAAUGGGUUGCUGAUUUUUCAUCGUUGUUAGUAUUCCCAGAUCGAAUUAAUCAUUUUCAGUACUCAUUCCUUAUUCAAAAGCAGGCAGCAGCAGGGUUCCCAGUACAUGCAGUGACCAAUGCGUCAAAUAACGUUGUAGUUGUAGAGAGUGACAAAGCAGUCAAUGGGGUGGUUUCCGUGGCCGUCGAUCAGUACAACUAUAUCGGAGAAAGCAAUGUAGUUUUCAAAAAGUAAAAGUUUAGAUGCGCCAAGCUUCAUUGUCCACGGCGGCCUCUCCUGAUUCCUAAAACUAGUAUUACUCUACCGUGGUCAACUUGUUUCUAACAAUGGCGUUUUCAAUUUAUGGGAGUUGAUGAAAGAACUCGGAAUACCAAAAAAACAUUAAUUAAUCAAACUUCAAGAAAGCUUCUGAAUUGAGGAACAGAAGCUUAGGAGUUUGUGUGUGCUUUACACAUCCCAAUAGCUUAACAGCAAUAUCUGUGAGUUGUCUCUCGCCGCUUUUUGAUGCAUUUCACUUUA
Molecule: messenger RNA, 2143 nt
Organism: Theobroma cacao (cacao)
Lineage: Eukaryota; Viridiplantae; Streptophyta; Magnoliopsida; Malvales; Malvaceae
Product: Pectin lyase-like superfamily protein
Molecular function (GO): polygalacturonase activity
Source: RefSeq, a predicted model, not a curated record